GACUAUCUCUCUCGAGGGCUCGCCAAGAACAUGAAAUUCUCAGAAGAAACUCGUUGGCUAGAAUGGCGCCUUGACUUUGUCAAUUACGACAAAAUGGAAGACACAACUGUGGACAAGAUGGCUUCCGUCCGAGCAUGGGCCAAGGAGGUCCUGCUUGAGGAUACUGAUGGAAGCACUCUACUACUGGAAUCAUCUUUGCCACCCGCGGAACCUUCUGCGGACACGCCUGCUAGUAAAUCACAAGACAUCGGUCCAACUCUAAGAUGGACAUAUUUAGAUCUCGCCUCUGGAAUCCCUAAUAUAAAGUACCCCUACAUGACUAUUCAUCGAUGGCUUUGGAAUCGCGUUACCUCUUUGCGUUCAGCUUUACCGCUUAUUGACUUGGGUGUCGUUCCGCCAGAAUACGCGUCUCUUUCCCGUUUCGCCUGGAACGAGAGUUGGGAUCGGUCGUUAGGCACGGCCACUGUCAACGACGAACUCAGCCAACUAAGAAGCGAGCUACUAUUACAGAAGUCG
Messenger RNA from Coniophora puteana RWD-64-598 SS2, 516 nucleotides. RefSeq lists its product as uncharacterized. NCBI's taxonomy places the organism in Eukaryota, Fungi, Basidiomycota, Agaricomycetes, Boletales, Coniophoraceae. The transcript is spliced from 5 exons. The record is from RefSeq and is a predicted model, not a curated record. The annotation marks the transcript as partial.